AUGGUCUCUAUUGCUGCUUCUGGGAGGUCGGCCGCGCAGGCGAUCCAAAUGCUCUUGGAAAGCGGCGCCAUCAUCGUCACGACCAUGUUCUCUGAGGCCAUUGUGCUUCAACUAAUAAUUGAAGAUACUAACACCCGCACAGGCUUCGUAUAA
This is a messenger RNA of Aspergillus ruber CBS 135680, 153 nucleotides long. RefSeq lists its product as uncharacterized. The coding region runs from base 1 to 153 and encodes 50 amino acids. The record is from RefSeq and is a predicted model, not a curated record. The transcript is spliced from 2 exons. Lineage: Eukaryota; Fungi; Ascomycota; Eurotiomycetes; Eurotiales; Aspergillaceae.